UGGGUCUGUCUCACACAGCAGAGUCCACUCUGCAGGUGAACCUGGUGUAUCAGCAGGUGGUGCAGGAUGCUCUGGAGCAGCUGGACACUCUGCUGCAGCAGAACCAGCAGCAGCAGAGGGAGCUGGUGGCUCAGAUGUCUGGCCCAAUCAAAGAGCAAACCAGGGAACAGGCCAACCCGUCCUCCUACCAACAUCCAGUGAAAAUGUACCUUGGCCGCUUCCUCAAGCCGUACUUCAAAGACAAACUGACUGGACUGGGUCCUCCAGCCAACCAGGAGACGAAGGAGAGGAACAGCAAGAUGUCGGCCUGUCAGGACUACAAGAAUCUGAAAAUGAAAAGAUGGAACGGCUGGCAGAAGACUCUGCUGAUCCACGCCGUGACCAGAGACCACCUGAGGAGGCUCACCCAGCCCAAACUGUCCAGGGUGGAUUAUCUGACUCAGAAGCUGUCUGCAGCCAAGCAGACAGACAGGUUGCAGCUCAGAGAGCAGAUAGACAGGCUGGAGAAAGACAUCGAUCUGCUCAAAGGAAAGACAGAGGAGGAGCUGAUUGGUGAUCGAUAUGAAGAUCAUGACUGGGACAAAAUCUCCAAUGUUGAUUUUGAAGGAACGAGGGAGGCCAGCGAUCUCCAUCUCUUCUGGCAGAACUUCCUCCAUCCCAGCAUCAACAAGAGCAGCUGGAGCCGUGAGGAGGUGCAGCAGCUGGGGGAGAUCAGCAGGAGGCACCAGGAGAGAGACUGGGAGGCCGUCGCCCAGGAGCUGGGGACCAACAGGACGGCCUUCAUGUGUCUGCAGACCUUUCAGCGUUUUGUGUCUCGCAGUCUGAGACACAGCAGCUGGAGUCCAGAGGAGGACACAGCGCUGAGGGAGCUGGUGGAGAGGAUGAGGAUCGGAAACUACAUCCCAUACACACAGAUGAGUUACUUCAUGGAGGGGCGCGGUCCUGACCAGCUGAUGUACAGGUGGUCUCAGGUUCUUGACCCCUCCCUCCGCAAAGGAGCCUGGUCCAAAGAGGAGGAUGAGCUGCUGCUGCAUGCUGUUUCUCGUCAUGGAGAGAAGAACUGGUGGAAGAUCAGGUUGGAAGUUCCUGGGCGCACUGACGGCGCCUGCAGAGACAGGUAUCUUGACUGUCUGAAGGCAGGGAUUAGAAAAGGACCGUUUGACCAGCAGGAGAGGAACCUGCUGCUGCUGCUGGUCAGGAAACACGGAGUGGGCCGCUGGGCGAAGAUCGCUGCUGAGAUUCCAAACCGCUUCGACGCUCAAUGUAUGAGAGAAUGGAGGAAGAUGACGAGAGGCGGUAAAAUUCCUACGAGAAGAAGGAAGGAAAGAGGAGGCGCAGGGGAGAAGCCGAGGCGCACGGCCACCCAGAACCAGACAAACAAGAAGAAGAGGAGCAGGAGGCAUCUGGAGCAGAGCAGUGAGGAAGAGGAGGGAGGGGAGCAGGUGGCUUACAUGGACUCUGAUGAAGAGAAGGAGAAGAAACCAAAGGUUUUAGUAGAGGUGGAGAGGAGGGAGGAGAAGGAGGAGGAGGAAAAAGAGGAGGAGAAGGAAAAAGAGGAGGAGGAGGGAGAAGAGGAGGAGGAGGAAAAAGAGGAGGAGGAGGAAAAAGAGGAGGAGGAAGAACAGUAUGUAUUUCCGCCCCUACAGGAGUGGGUUCCAGUAGGAAAUACCAUUUCUCUGGUACCACAGCUGGUGGCGUUGCCUUCCCCUGGCCACGCCCAUGACAGGAACUCUGUCCGCUCUACAGUUGUGGACCAAUCAGAGUUCAGGGUGGUUAUUGGUCCGACUCCCAGACUCCUGCCGGAGGGGCAGCGGUUCAGCGCCAACGCCAUGCUGAUGGUGACGCCCGGCCAGCUCCGAGCCGACAUGCUCCGUCAGGCCCGGAGGAUUAAGGACAAGCAGUUGACCAGCAGGAGGUUCCAGAAGAGUUCCUACAACAACUUGGUGUGCGAGUAUAAGCUAAUGGCCGCAGUGACUCCGUGGAUUGGCAACAUGAUGAUCCCGGCACAGACCAGAACCAGACAGACCACCAGGCAGACCGCAGCUGAUGCCCUUAGGCAGAGAGCGGAGAACAUCCAGCUGUCCUCCACUCCCAUCUUCCUGCUGCUCCUCCAGACAUUGAAUGUGGACAUGAUGGGAUGUAAGGAGGUCAUAGAGAAGAAAAAGAAGCACGGGAUGUCAUGGAGACCGCCUGUGCCCCCUUAUUCCAGUCCGUCCUUCUCUAAGGUCAUCAACCCGAAAACCAUGAAGGGGCUCCUACAGCAGAAGGCCAUGAAGGAAGAGAAAGCCAAACAUCUAGAUCAGCAACACCAAGUAAUCCUCCAGGAACUCCUGCAAAUACAGCAGCAACAGCAGCAAUGCAGACAGACACUGCAGCAACAGAAAGCUCAAGAACAGCAUCAGCUGCUACUUAAACAGGUUCACACAGCACCUCAGCAGCUAAUACUGCUACAGCAACAGCAACCCCUACCACAAACACAAAUACAGCUAUCUCUACAGCAUCUUCAGCAACCACCCAGGCAGCAGAACACAGGUCCUCACCUCCCUCAGGUGACUCCCAACAUGAAUCCUCAGAUGGCUCCUUUUACAUUACUUCAUCAGACUGUCCUCCCUUCACAUCCUGUUCUCAGACCUCAAACCCCAUAUAAACCUCAGCAACCUCAGACCCCAUCCCAGCAACCUCAAACCCCAUCCCAGCAACCUCAGAUCCCAUCUCAGCAACCUCAGACCCCAUCCCAGAAACCUCAAACCCCAUCCCAGCAACCUCAGACCCCAUCCCAGCAACCUCAGACCCCAUCUCAGACCCCAUCCCAGCAACCUCAGACCCCAUCCCAGCAACCUCAGACCCCAUCCCAGCAACCUCAGACCCCAUCCCAGCAACCUCAGGCCCCAUCCCAGCAACCUCAGGCCCCAUCCCAGCAACCUCAAACCCCAUCCCAGCAACCUCAGACCCCAUCCCAGCAACCUCAAACCCCAUCCCAGCAACCUCAGACCCAAUCCCAGCAACCUCAAACCCCAUCCCAGCAACCUCAAACCCCAUCCCAGCAACCUCAGACCCCAUCCCAGCAACCUCAAACCCAAUUCCAGCAGCUUCAACCCCCAUCCCAGCAACCUGCAACCCCAUCGCAGGAACCUCAGUUUAUAUGCAGGCAGUUGGUGCUUCCUGGUCCUCCCGCCUCUCAGGUUGCCUCCCAGGUUGCCCUUCUGUCCAAGGCUCCACCUCCUUCUCUUGCCACUCCUCUAGCUGGUCCUCCUCAGAAUAACCUUCCUGUCUCUGUAGUCCACCCAUCUGUCUUGCCCCUGAACAUCAUGCCUAGCUUAAGAUUGGCCCCACCCCCUUCCUGUAGCCCCAUUGUCAUUCCUGGUUUUGAGCUGGCCAAUCAGCACACUGUUCCUUUGGCCUUCAUCCACCCUGUUGCUGGUCCCAUUCCCUUUGACCCCAAACCCAGAUUGCCUGUCCCAACCCCCAGACAACCUGCCCCCACUCCCACACUACCUGACCCUGCCCCUGCCCCUACACUACCUGGCUCCCACCCUAGACCACCUGUCCCCACCCCACCACCACAUGACCCCACCCUCAGACAACCUGCCACCACCCUCAGUCGGCAUCAGCUCAGAGAGAGGAAGCGCAAGCAGAAAGACAGGCAGGAAAAUGUGUCUGUCAGUGAAAAUGGAAAACAUGUUGGCGGCGCUGGUGUGGAUGUCAGCAGGGCCGGUGAUAGUGUGGACCAGAAAGGAAGGAGGGUUCGGAAACCAAGUCAGAAGGCCAGAGCUCUGCAGGAAGCGUUGGAAACUAAGGCUGAAGCCAAGAAGAAAAAAGUGUCGCCGUCACCACAAAGGAAGCGAGCUCGUACACAGAUGGAUGACUCGGCACAGAGGCCCCGCCCCCCCACACAGCAGCUGUUUCCUGCUUCGUCCAUGUGGGUCAUGACGCCUGGCGGCCUGGUCCCACUGGCUGGAGUCACGCCCAUAUCUCCCCGGUCAGUCCAGACUCCCUCUCCUGCUGCUGCCUCAUCCUCUGUGGUGUAUCAGGCCCCUCCCCCUUCACCCCUUCCUGCUCCCACCCAGCCCCUGCCUCAGUGCCGCCCAGCCCUCCUGGCUCCUGCAGGUCUUGUCCUGACCCCUCGUCCCCAACAACUGCAGCGCCCAGCUAAGUUAUCGUUGGGUCCCUCCCCCUUGGGCGUUCGUCCCGCUCUGCCCCGCCCACACCUGCCUGUCAUCAUGCCAUACAAGGGCACCAUCAGACCCGACCCUGCAGUGCCCCCUCCCCUCAGGAGAGAGGCGUUAAAUUUUGACCCGUCACUGAUGUUCAAGGAGCCCAGAGAGGCGGUGCUUGAUUGGCUGAGCGGGCGCAAGGGGGUUGUGGUGGCCGGGUUGGACAUGGCUUUACCCUACCUGCCGCCGUUCGUCAGCAGCCUGAACACACUCAGUACCCUGCUCUGCACUAAGAAGGCGCUGACCAGAUCCGCCCUGCACAUCCUGCCGCAAAACGCCCAGCCCAAAUGCCCUGCGCCGAGUCAGGGGGCGCAGCCCAAACACCCUGCGCCGAGUCAGGGGGCGCAGCCCAAACACCCUGCGCCGAGUCAGGGGGCGCAGCCCAAGUGCCAUAGCCUCCUGGUCGCAGUCCCCAUCCCGGAACACGACUAUGUCCAGAGCCCCUGCCAGCUGUCACCUGACCCCAGCGGCCCAGAGGCUAAAGCUCCCAGCAGCAGCGAUGAGCCCCAGGAGCAGGAGGAGGAAGAGGAGCAGGGGGAGGAAGAGGAGCAGGGGGAGGAAGAGGAGCAGGGCGAGGAGGAGGAGCAGGGGGAGGAAGAGGAGCAGGAGGAGCAAGAGGAGCAGGAGGAGGAAGAGUGCGUGGCUUUGGUGCGGCAGCUGGUGGCGGAGCGUUUUGCCACUAACCCCGCCUACCAGCUGCUGAAGGCGCGCUUCCUGUCCUGCUUCACUGUCCCCGCCCUCCUGGCCACCAUCGAGCCAACCGGGAGGAGCUCUGAGCCCCGCCCAGCCGAAGAGGAGGAGGAGCAGGAGGAGGAGCAGGAGGAGGAUUUGAAGGGAAGAAGAAGUCACAGACGGAGGAGAGCUGAGGGGUCCUUGCUACAGUGCGAGGGGCCCGGAUCUCCAGCCAAUCACUACAGAGGAACCCUCGAGCGGGCGCCGCCCAGCCCGGCGCCGCUGCCCCGCCCCGGUGCUGCGGAGGCUUCGGGAUCCUCGCUGCGGCUGUGACAUCAUCGUGGCUCUGCUGGUUCCUGUUUUCUGGCCUUUUCCUCUGUUUUCUCUGUUUCCUGCUGAUUCGCUCAUCGGCUUCUGUCCAGCUGACUUGUUCUUGGUUUGUUUUUUAUUUAAAGAGGAAGUGAAGCCGCACCCACGAGCAAGAGGAAGAGACAACCUGAGGGUCACAAAACAUUAAAAAGAAUAACCUCAGAAAUUAUAAAAUAAUGAUAAUAAUAGUGAUAAUUAUAAUAAUAAUAGUAAUAAAAGAAAGAGAUGCUUCUGGAAGUUAAAAGUUGUCAGGAAUGCGGCGAGCUGCUCCGGCUCCUGGGCUUCACGGGGUUAAAGUCGCUGGGCGGCGUUGUCCACGUUCUGCUUGCUCUCUGGUUCCUCUUCAAACUGAGGACAGACGCUCCGCUGUUUGACGCUUUUGUAAUAAAGUUUAUUGGAAAUAAA
Molecule: messenger RNA, 5660 nt
Organism: Myripristis murdjan (pinecone soldierfish)
Lineage: Eukaryota; Metazoa; Chordata; Actinopteri; Holocentriformes; Holocentridae
Gene: snapc4
Product: small nuclear RNA activating complex, polypeptide 4
Exons: 17
Coding region: 135-5219 (1694 amino acids)
Biological process (GO): snRNA transcription by RNA polymerase II; snRNA transcription by RNA polymerase III
Cellular component (GO): snRNA-activating protein complex
Molecular function (GO): RNA polymerase II cis-regulatory region sequence-specific DNA binding; RNA polymerase III type 3 promoter sequence-specific DNA binding
Source: RefSeq, a predicted model, not a curated record